Lycium ferocissimum is the source of this 1895-nucleotide messenger RNA. Its product is annotated as pheophytinase, chloroplastic-like. The record is from RefSeq and is a predicted model, not a curated record. Gene Ontology annotation, molecular function: pheophytinase activity. NCBI's taxonomy places the organism in Eukaryota, Viridiplantae, Streptophyta, Magnoliopsida, Solanales, Solanaceae. Gene Ontology annotation, cellular component: chloroplast. Bases 337 to 1839 code for a protein of 500 amino acids. The transcript has 6 exons. Gene Ontology annotation, biological process: chlorophyll catabolic process.
CAUUAACAUUAUUACAAAAUUUUAUGUCAUGACAAAUUUUGUAUUAUAAUCAUCUAUAGCAAGUGUGUGAACUUAUUGGUGCUUACAGUUUUGUUAAAUAUUCUCAUUUAUAUUAAUUAAUUUUCUUGGUUUCUAAAUAGAUCCCACGUUUUUAAGCAAUCUUUUGUCUGGACUCUGGAGCGUUGUAGAAAUAUAACAAACAUUCUGCAACUGAAUUUAAAAUGAAAAAAAAAAAAGGAACUCUCUCCAUAUUCUCUCCUAGAUUCUUGGAGAUUUUGCUGAUAAUUAUCUUGCAAAGCUGAUUAAAGGUAUUCAAUUCAGAAAGCUGCCUCCAGGAUGGAAAUUUCUUCUCUCUAUUCGACACCAUAUUAUUGCAUUUUAAAUGUUAGACGGAAUCUGAUUGGCAAAUGUCUAAAAGAAAGAAGGUUGUGUUAUGGUUUAGAUGUUUAUAGCAUAAAGAAAAACAGGAACCGGAGAUUUUGCACUAUCGCUGCUCUAAAGAGGUACGACAGUUUAGACUCAAGUGUCUUGAGCGAAAGCUAUUACUCAGAUAUGGUAGAUGGGAAAGUCAGUAACCAAGAUGUGACUGGUAGACGUAAAUCAGUACCAAAGGUUAUGAUUCCUAGUUUACCUGGUGAAACUAAAAGUGAUUCUGUUGCUGCGGUCGAUAGCUGCUUGUGGGAAUGGAAGCCAAAACUGAAUGUUCAUUAUGAGAAAUCUGGAUGUCAAAAUGUUAACUCCGCACCGAUACUAUUUCUUCCUGGUUUUGGUGUUGGUUCCUUUCACUAUGAAAAACAGCUAAAGGAUCUUGGUCGUGAUCACAGAUUAUGGGCAUUAGAUUUUCUUGGACAGGGGAAGUCAUUACCUAGUGAGGAUCCAACUUUGCAGUCCAAACGACGAGAUGAAUCAGAAGGUGAUGGAGACAAUGUUCUCUGGGGUUUUGGAGAUGAAGCAGAACCUUGGGCAAAAGAACUUGUCUAUUCUGUUGAUCUAUGGAGGGAACAAGUACGCUAUUUCAUUGAAGAGGUUAUUAAAGAACCAGUCUACAUCGUGGGAAAUUCUCUUGGUGGAUAUGUUGCCCUCUACUUUGCAGCAUACUACCCUCAAUUGGUGAAAGGUGUAACCUUGCUGAAUGCGACGCCUUUUUGGGGAUUUCUUCCUAAUCCUGUUAGAUCUCCAAGAUUAUCUAGAUUGUUUCCAUGGGCUGGGACUUUUCCUCUUCCCACCAAUAUCAGAAAACUCACAGAACUUGUAUGGCAGAAAAUUAGUGCUCCUGAGAGUAUCGCAGAGGUGCUUAAACAAGUUUAUGCUGAUCACACCACAAAAGUAGAUAAAGUUUUCUCGAGUAUUCUUGAGGUAACAGAACACCCUGCAGCAGCUGCAUCCCUUGCCUCAAUAAUGUUCGCUCCUAGGGGACAACUAAGUUUUAAAGAGGCACUGACUGGGUGUCGAAUGAACAAUGUACCUGUCUGUCUCAUAUAUGGGAAAGAAGACCCUUGGGUGAUGCCUAUUUGGGGUUUACAAGUGAAACGUCAAUUCCCUGAAGCUCCAUAUUAUCAGAUUAGUCCAGCUGGUCACUGCCCCCAUGAUGAAGUCCCAGAGAUUGUGAAUUUUUUGCUGCGCGGAUGGAUCAGAAAUAUUGAAUCCCAUAGUUCGGUUGCAUUGCCGCUGCUUGAUAGUCCAGAAAGCGUUGAAUAUGACGUUGUCAAAGACUUGGAAUUUGUUCGCCAAGGAAAGAAAAAAUCAGUAAAAGUGCAAUUAUACGGGUCAAUCUCUCAAUGGGAGAGGCUUCGCAUGUUCCUAAAAUCUCGAUUUCAGUAUGGAGUUUACUCUCCAUAAUUGCACAUAACUUUUUUCAUUUUUUUUGUGCGCGUAAGAUCCACAUAUUGUGCGAU